AUGAAGUUCUCAAGCAUCGCAUGUGCGGCCUGGCUGGUGCCGGCCACCCUCGCCUUCGGACCGGUUCCACUCUCCCCACGUCAGGAUACGCUUCAGACCAUCACAGACAGCUAUCUUUUUGAUAUCUCGCUCAGCCAGUUUAUCACCUACCGCAACGCGAAAAACCCGGCCACCCUAGACUGGACUUCCGAUGGCUGCAGUGAUUCGCCUGAUAACCCCCUAGGCUUCAACUUCGAGCCUGCAUGCUACCGUCACGAUUUUGGUUACACGAACUAUCGUGAACAGUCCCGCUUCACCAAGGCGGCAAAGGCCUCUAUUGACACCAACUUCAAGGCCGAUCUCAAGUUCCAAUGCGAGUCCGAGACGCUCGAGUCUGUUUGCGACGCUCUGGCAGACGUGUACUACACUGCUGUAAAGCUCUUCGGUGGACAGGAUGCAACAAAGCGUGCAGAGGACGUGGACGCCGAUGCACUGGCGGAGUACGAGGACGCGGUGGCCGUCUACAACCAGCUUGUCGCUGAGGCCAAGGCAAAUGGUCAAAUCCCAUCGUGA
Diaporthe amygdali is the source of this 552-nucleotide messenger RNA. RefSeq names its product phospholipase a2. Bases 1 to 552 code for a protein of 183 amino acids. The transcript is spliced from 2 exons. The record is from RefSeq and is a predicted model, not a curated record. Gene Ontology annotation, biological process: arachidonate secretion; phospholipid metabolic process. Gene Ontology annotation, molecular function: A2-type glycerophospholipase activity. NCBI's taxonomy places the organism in Eukaryota, Fungi, Ascomycota, Sordariomycetes, Diaporthales, Diaporthaceae.